GUUAAAGGAGCAUCAAAGCCAAAGGUUGAAGUAUCUAAGAUAUUUUCUGAUGCGUUGAAAGACUCAUCGACACUUACUGUUGAUUUAGGCGUAGUAGUUUCAGAAAUUGUAGAAGUUGAAGUAAUAAUUUCAGAAGUUUUUCCUUUAUUGAAGUUGUUGGACGAACUUUUUUCGACUGGGUCGACUUCCAUUGUAAUGGACUUUUCUGGAAGGACAGUUAUAUUGGAUCCCGUUACAUAUGUGAGAAAGAAGAUGUUGUCUAAAGUUUGUUGA
Messenger RNA from Funneliformis caledonium, 273 nucleotides. NCBI's taxonomy places the organism in Eukaryota, Fungi, Glomeromycota, Glomeromycetes, Glomerales, Glomeraceae. The record is from the annotation of a GenBank genome assembly.